This is a messenger RNA of Paramacrobiotus metropolitanus, 1608 nucleotides long. RefSeq lists its product as uncharacterized. Gene Ontology annotation, cellular component: membrane. Lineage: Eukaryota; Metazoa; Tardigrada; Eutardigrada; Parachela; Macrobiotidae. The transcript has 5 exons. Bases 102 to 1331 code for a protein of 409 amino acids. The record is from RefSeq and is a predicted model, not a curated record.
UGCAUUUUCACUACCAAUUUUCUUCUUCUGCUAAUGCACUAUCCUGCAAUGCUCCAAGAAAAGCGUGGCCUUUGAUUUUUACGUUACAGCAGUAAAGAACGAUGGAACGAUAUUUAUGGAUGUUUAUUACCUGUGUACACUUGGGAAAUGCCUCACCACCGGAAGGACGAAUUUCGCCGGGAACGCUAAAGCUUUCCAACCCAUAUGACCAGUCCUUCGUUUGCCCAUAUGACCUUUCGCAAAACCCUGCGUGUUGUCGGUGGAAUGUGUACGCCUACUUAACUGACUAUGUUAACUCAACAACCUGGGAACGACCCCAGGGCGACAGUAAUUUCAUAGCAGGAACGCAUCCUCCGGAACUAUCGGAUGCUUCAAAGAAAACACUAUUUUCGGCGUGCAGUGCCGUGCAGGACAGCGGCUCGAGCCGCACCGCAAUUUAUCUGAGCAAAGGCGGUUUGUGGGCGGAUGGACAGCCGGUCCGAUUACAGUUCUGGUACAGAAUCGAUUCACAAGAAGAGCCGCGAGCCAAAGUGACCUUAGCAACCGUAACAGCUUACGGCCGCGAAUUGCGCACGGUUUGGUCCGCAUUUAGUCCACGCGAUGAAUGGACAAUGCAUGAGGUCAUCGUACAGGAAGACGAAGUAUACCAACUGCGCUUUUCGGCGUUCCAUGCUUGUGUCUCAUCGAUUGGCCUGUCCGGAAUAACUGCCAGAAAAGUGGAGCUGGCUGAGGAUACCAAUUGCUUUCCGACGACAACUGCAACAACGCCAACCACGACAACCACCACCACAUCUACCACUACUCCUACCACCACCACUACAGCCACCCCUACCACCACCACAAAGACAACUACCACUACCAGGCCCACCACUACCCGCACCACCACACGCACCACCACUCGUACCACUACGACAACCACGCCAACGCCUACGAUGGCAUUGACUAUGCGUGUAAUCAGCUUUAGCCGAAGCAAAGACUGUGACCCGUGGGUGGGGAUUCGCGGAGAAUGUGAUAUGAAUUUUGGCAUAUCGUACAACUGGGCCGAUCAUACUGGCCAGGCAAAGUAUGAAAGUCAAAGCUACCGCGCUCCGGAUGAUUCGAAUACAGUAUACCUUCCAUCAUAUGUCAGCACCACGGGAACCGUACUACGGGGUUCACGUGCCGCUGUUUCGAUUAGCGCUGUCGAUAUUGACCCUGCGGGAAAUUAUGACGAUUACAUUGGCACCUACUAUUUCUACUAUGAUGUUCCUCAAAGGCCCGUGGGGUCAGUACGUGUGACAGAUUACCGGAACUAUGCUGAGAUGGUAGUGGAAUUCGUCACUCACUACUAGCUUUGCGCUUUUAAUAGGUGUAACGAACCUAUGCUGUUUUACAGCAUAGUUCAUAACUGAUAAAUCGGCUUAGAUGCGAUGGUAUAGUCUGAUGCGUCAUGCGUGAUAGUUUUUCUAAAAAAAACAUGCCAUAUUUUCUCAAUUCUUGGCAUGCGAAUUGUUUAAAUGCGGAACGCGAUUCGCCACCCUAAUCAUUCUGGGUAGGAUGACAUGCUUCACAGCACCCAAUACUUCUCGUACUGAUGUUAUUCUGGUAAAAAAUUGAAAUAUAAAAAAU